ACUCGACCAAGCGUCUCGCCAGUCAAUAGCUAAAGUCGACGGCGGCAUGAGAGAUGGACUGACGGCCUGGCGGAGUCGGGCUGUGUCGAGUUAGUACAAUAAUGGUAGAGGAGGUGUAGGUGGGCGUUUCUAUUUCUGCUCAACGCCGGUUCAAGUUGGCGAGUUGCGCGUGGUCAGCGGCAACCAACUCGGUUGAUCAAUCCAUGGCAUACAGUAGGUAUGGCGAAUGAAUACAAGAAAUGCAUCAUUCUUUGCUGCCACCGCCGGUGCUGAUAUUCUCCUGCCAGUGAACCGUUGAAGUCCCAGAUCCAACUUGAUCAAGUGCCGCAGACUGUUGCCGACAGACCCCCACAAACUGCCAAAAGGCUUCUUCGCCUUUGUGUUUAACCAGCCAAUGAUCAUCAAUAAUGGCACCCCAGCUCAACAUCCCGUAGAGUAGUGCCGUGUAUAUACAGUCUUUAAAAUAAAAGCAAAGGGUCCGAGUCAUCGCUACUAUUGAUGGCAGAGCAGCAGCCAGGAACCAGAUCAUAGUCGAGUGCGCGGCAUUGUCAAGAUGGCGACUGGUGAAAUCCCACCAUUGAAGAUAUGCAUUCUCGGUGCCGGGAUGGGCGGGCUGUCCGCGGCGCUGGGGCUCGCACGCGCCGGGUUCAAGGACAUUACGGUAUUUGAGAUGGCGUCGAAUCUGGGAUUUGUGGGCGCCGGGAUUCAGAUGGCGCCCAACAUGGCCCGGAUCCUGGACCGGUUUGGUGUAUGGAACGACAUCUUCAAGGACGCGGUCGUGCUCAACGAGACCAGUAUUCGAGAGGGUUCGACCGACAAGGAGCUCGCCCACGUUGAUCUCCGGUACAUCCAAGAAAUCUACGGCUACCCGCACACCGUGGGCCACCGCGCCACAUUGGCUGGUGAGCUGUACAACGGCUGCAAGCGAGAAUCGGACAAGAUCGUAUUCGUCUUCGCGACGACGGCGGAAAACGUCCGGUUCGGGUCGAAGCCACGUUUUACGGCUCGACCACGCACCGGCGAGCCCUACGAGGUGGAGUGCGAUGUCCUGCUGGGCGCCGACGGUGUCAAAUCCAACACACGGGUGGCCAUGCUCAAGGAUCUGGGUGUGGAAGCGGACGUCAAGGACUCUGGCCAAGCCGCGUACCGGAUCAUGCUGACCAGAGAGCAAAUGUCGUCGGACCCGGAGUUGCUGGCCCUCAUCGAGGGCGACAAGGCCACGCGCUGGAUCGGGGAGAAGAGACACAUCAUUGCGUAUCCGGUCUCGAACAAGCAGAUUUACAAUAUCUCCACCGCACAGCCAGAUGUCAACUUUGCGGCCGCCCCGUCCGCCACAUACACCACCAAGGGAUCGAAGAAGGACAUGCUCGAGGUUUAUGGUGACUUUUGCCCCAUGAUCCAUCGCAUGCUCAACCUCGUGCCCAAAGAUGAGGUCUGUGAGUGGAAACUGAGAGUCCAUGCUCCUCUGCCGACAUGGGUGCAUGGCAGUACGGCUCUUCUAGGUGACGCUUGUCACCCGACGCUUCCCCAUCUGGCACAGGGCGCUGCCCAAGCCAUUGAAGAUGCGGGCGUCUUGACCGUCGUCUUGUCUCAUCUGCCCGCCCGCGCUACCCCCGACGACAUCCACAAGGCGUUGAAAAUCUACGAACAGAUCCGCAAACUGCGCGCAGAGACUCUGGUCGAAAUGGCGGCCGCAAAUGGGCGCGAAAUGCACCUGGGUGAAGGAGAAGCCAAAAAGGAACGAGACCGGCAGUUCGCCGCCCUCAAGGCUGGCAAAGGCCCUGUCCCGGACAAGUGGGCAGAUGCCGACGUGCAGAAGUUGAUUUAUGGCAUCGAUGUCAUGAAGGAUGCAGAGGAGCUGCUCAAGGCCGAGUCUGAGUCGGUCGGGGCUUGAUGGAGGACAUACCGGGUACUCAUCAAUGGCCAGAUUGUCAUGGCGUUGUCGCCAGUAGACUACGGAACCAACUUUUGUAUUUCCAUAUUGAGUACAUAUAGCAAUUGGAUUCAGACCAUGACAACCAAGCGUCGACUGCAAUGUCUGCUGUUCGAAGCGGUAGUACUGUAGACUGUAUGGGGAGUGUCGCGGCCGACCUAUUUGUACUCAUCGUUACAUAAGCGAAGACUC
Molecule: messenger RNA, 2125 nt
Organism: Exophiala dermatitidis NIH/UT8656
Lineage: Eukaryota; Fungi; Ascomycota; Eurotiomycetes; Chaetothyriales; Herpotrichiellaceae
Product: salicylate hydroxylase
Exons: 1
Coding region: 554-1894 (446 amino acids)
Biological process (GO): secondary metabolite biosynthetic process
Molecular function (GO): monooxygenase activity; FAD binding
Source: RefSeq, a predicted model, not a curated record